Messenger RNA from Lathyrus oleraceus (garden pea), 819 nucleotides. RefSeq lists its product as uncharacterized. The coding region runs from base 1 to 819 and encodes 272 amino acids. The record is from RefSeq and is a predicted model, not a curated record. The transcript has 3 exons. Lineage: Eukaryota; Viridiplantae; Streptophyta; Magnoliopsida; Fabales; Fabaceae.
AUGGCUAGAAAUGGUAUGGGUGCCACAUUGCAAAGGCCAUUGUACGCCUCCCCGUUAGCUGAAUUUAUUCUCCAAGCCGAGGCACCCAGGGGAAUGAAAGUGCCUAAGUACACUAAAUUUGGGGGAGAAUCUGGUGAAUCGACAAUAGAGCAUGUUGCCAUAUAUUUAACAGAGUCAAGGGAUCUAGCUCAUAAUGAAUGUUUGAGAGUAAAAAACUUUCCCUCCUCUCUGACUAAGACUGCCUUCACAUGUUUGGCCGAAUUGUCUAGUAUCAGGAGAAGGUUUGCUGAGAGCAUCGACGAUUAUUUGAAUCGAUUUAGAUCAUUAAAGGCUAGAUGUUUUACGCAAGUGCCAGAACAUGAACUUGUUCAGAUGGCUGCAGGGGGGUUAGAUUAUUCCAUUAGUAAGAAAAUAGACCCAACUUUUAUGAAAAGUAUCUCACAAUUGGCCGAUAGAGUUCGACAUCUCGAACGGCUAAGGUUAGAAAAAGUUAGACACAAUAAGUCUAAGAAAGAAAAAGUAGCGUUUGUCGACUACGACGCGACAUACCCAAUAUAUGAAGCUGAUUAUGCUUCAUCGACUGAAUUAGAAAUUGACGUGACUGAAUUAAAGUCAGGAUCCGCCUACGAGUGUCGAUCAUUACUUCCUGCGCAGGGAAAAAAUCAUGUCGAACACAACCCAAAAUUCCCUUCAAAAACUUAUACUUUUGAUGUGACAAAGUGUGAGGACAUUUUUGAUUUGUUGGUCAAAGAUGGUCAAAUGGUGGGAUCUGGUUUAGAAAGCGAUCCAAGAAGGCAGGCUGAAAUUUGCUGGCCGUAG